AUGGACGUUGAGGAGAGGAGGAUUCAUCUUGUGAAAGCUGAGACUGCUCGAGCAUUCAUCCCUAAGGAGUUUCGAUUAGUUGAAGCUUUCGGAUACACUCUUGGCGGGUUUUUCCUCGCUAGCUACGAUGAUAGCCCCGCUGGUGUCUUUGAUGAGCUUGUCGUAAUUGCAGGGAUUGUAUGGAACCCUCCUACAUCAUGCGCAUGGGCCGCUAGGGUGCUUGUAAACAGCGAUGAGGCUUGUGAUCACGGGCGGAAGGAAGUAGGUCUCCCAAGCCAAGUUGCAAGAUUUUCAAAGAAAAUCACUGCAGUACCAAAGCAAAAAAGGGACAGAGCUUUUGGUUUCUUGGACACAGUUGGGUUAGGAACUACUCCAUCUCAUCCUAAGGAUUUGGUGGAGGUUAAGGUUAGUGAAGUUGAUGGUGCUGCUUCUGCAGAUAUCUGCAAGAUCCAAAUCAGAUCAGACGAAUCGGAGACUAAACUCAGAAACUGGAUGGGACCAGCAAUCAAAAUGUCGCUUCCGAGUUUUAGUGGCAAUACAAAGUACUACACAAACCUGCUCAAGUACUCAUGCCACCUCAACUGCAGGGUGAGGCCAGUGAGACCUGCGGUUAUAUCCGGGACUUUGGAUGAUGAGGCAGAGAAUUUUUCAGAACGAGACCAUACAUCGCAAGACUUGCUUGAAAAUGAAAGGCAGUUAAGCAUAGCCGUGAUGCUAUCGAAACCAAUCAUAGCUCUUCAAUUUAAAUGCUUAACAAUGCAAGUCGAAGCUCCUGCUGUACUUAACCCUUCAAUAUAA
Arabis nemorensis is the source of this 798-nucleotide messenger RNA. The record is from the annotation of a GenBank genome assembly. Lineage: Eukaryota; Viridiplantae; Streptophyta; Magnoliopsida; Brassicales; Brassicaceae.